This is a messenger RNA of Nezara viridula (southern green stink bug), 1185 nucleotides long. NCBI's taxonomy places the organism in Eukaryota, Metazoa, Arthropoda, Insecta, Hemiptera, Pentatomidae. The record is from the annotation of a GenBank genome assembly.
AAUUUGUCAUGAUUUUAAAAAGGUUUGGAAAUAAUUACCAGGGAUUUUACUUUCGAUGGUUCUAAUUAACUCUUAUAGUAUGGAAAACCAAAGAUUUGAUAUUGUAGAGGAAAAUUAUCAUCAUAUUUUUCAGUUGUUGUGUCAAAUUAAAUUAUCAAAAGAAAAGCUAGAGUUAAUUAAAAGCAAAUUUAAAGAUAAUAUAAACUCACUCCGGCGUUAUGAGAAUAUCGAUGACAUGAAAGAACUUCUUAAAAUACUUGAAAAAAGAUGUGUGAUUGGGCAUGAUAAUAUUGUAAAACUUUAUGAUAUUGUUGAAACAGUUGAUGAUGCAUCCAAACAAAAAAUAGGAAAACAUUUAACUAACCAAUCUUUUUGGCUUUCAAAAAUUCCUUCAACUCCAAUUAAUUUAGCAUUCUGUCAGGAUACGCAAAUGUGUUCCACCAUACCAGAAUUUUCAUUGUCUGUUGAAGUAACAGAUUAUAUUUCUUCAAAUAUUAAAAGGUAUUGGCAAAACUUUGCACGGGCCCUACAGAUAAUUCAAGAAAAAGAAAUUGAUCGAAUUGAAGAAUUUGAUGGCAAUAAAACAAAAAAGUGCCUUGAAAUUUUUGUUCAUGAAGCCAACUUUCAGAGACUCUCUAACCCUUACGGCACUCUCUUAAAUGCUUUGGAAGUAAUAAAAAGAAGAGAUAUAAAAGAACAUGUCGAAAGCCUGCUUAUGGCAAGUUUUAAAAGAAGUUGACUGCUCAAAAUUUGUACUUAUCGUAAAGAUUGUGUUCAAGUGCUAAAAAAAAACUCCAUUCUUUAAAUGGUGCUGGUUGUGGAUCAAUAUUCAUGUAUUAAAACAGCUUGUUUGUCUCUCCGCACCGUCGUCAAUGUCAGCUUCUAUAUUUUUGUAUGUUCUAAUAUAUCAUUACUGAUCAUUAGAAAGAACAAGGGAUACUAUCAAGCUGGAGGAAGAUACUAACUCUUCUUGGUUCUGUCAAUAUCAAAUCUAAGCAUAAUUUGCCUCAAAUACUCCUAUGAUAUUGUGUACGUUGGUGCUUCAUAAGAAUUAAAACUUAUACUGUAACAAUAACUGUUAUUUUAUUAAGAGAAUUAUUAUCAGACAAGAAAUAAUUCAUUCAAAGAAAACCUCUACAAAUUUUAAUUUUGUGGAAUAAUAGAUACAAUUAUAAUUGUAAAAGC